GUAAAGCCAUUGUUAAUCAUGUGUAGUAAAGGGACAUGAGGGCUAGCAUGAGUCAUUUAUAGAGCCAGUCAGAGCUAGAAAAGAGAGAGAAAGAAAGAGGAGGGAAGAGAUCAAACAAACACUGUGAGGAGCAGGAUGUCCCAGCAAGACAAAGCCAGGCUGUGAGCACCAUGUACGUGAGUUACCUUUUGGAUAAAGAGACCAGCAUGUAUCCAGGACCUGCAAGGUGCAGCAACAACAACCUGCCAGUGCAGAACUUUGUGCCCGCUCCCCCCUACUCAGACUACAUGGGGUACCACCACGUGCCAGCUCCAGACAGCCACGGACAGCCCGCGGGAGCCUGGGGACCCCACUACGGCCCCCAGAGGGAGGACUGGAACGCUUACGGCCCGUGCCCGGGGCCCUCCGGCACGGCUGCUGCCGCGCAGCUCAGCGGCUCGUCUCCUGGGCAGGGCUCCUACAGUCCAGCUGAGUACAGCUCCCUCCAUCCCGCUGCACCCGGGGGGUUACCUCCUGCAGGUACCGUUGGCACACAGCAGGUCUCCCCCACCAGCCAAAGGCACAGCUCUUACGAAUGGAUGAGGAAAACGGUGCAAUCCACUUCUACAGGUAAAACAAGAACAAGAGAGAAGUACCGAGUGGUUUACACAGAUCAUCAGAGAUUAGAAUUAGAGAAGGAAUUUCAUUACAACAGAUACAUUACAAUCAGGAGGAAGUCUGAACUUGCUGCAAACCUAAGACUUUCCGAGAGACAGGUGAAAAUCUGGUUCCAGAACCGCAGAGCCAAAGAAAGAAAAUUAAUGAAGAAGAAAAUGACUCAUUUUGAUGGCAGCAAUCUCGGCUCUAUGCAGAGUGACUCUGGCUCAGUGAGCCCAAUGCCAGCUCCUGACCAACAGACUCACUCAGAAAUGCCCAGCUCUUUGUUCCCUCCUCCACCUCCUCCAGCUCCGCUUCCGAUGAAUGGCCUGCAGCACACUGGGAACCUGCAGCAGGUGGUGGCCUCUCAGUAAGAUUGGCUGAGGAGCUGCUGCUUAACGAACACUAUGAACUACCGGUACACAGAGCACUACAAUAUGAAAGAGGACAUCUGCAGCUGUUUUGCAGGGGUCCCCAGCAUGACACAGUUCUGUGCACAUAAGCUUCAAGUUCAAUAAAUCAAGAGUCACUUGCCGGGUCUGCAGGAUAGUGCAAGUUCCCAGCGGCCCUGGAACUGCUGUGUGUCCUAGGAGUCCUAGCUGCAGAGAGCCUCACAAGAGAACGUCACAAGGCAAGCAUCCCUGCAGCAGGUGGGCAGGCACAGGAGAGGAGGAGAACCAAGGGCUAGCAUGGCCACUUGUUAACUAUAUUUUGUGAACAAACAAAGCACAAAAGAGGCCAUAGGCAGUAUGACAUGGCUAGGCUGUGAUAGCAGCUUAAUGCGAGUGCUCUGUCCCCUGCCCCUAGGUAAAGAGUGUAUUCCUUCUCUUUCCAUUUCCACACAGGUUCCAUGUACUAAUCUCACUUCCAUUGAUGUUACAUGUGGACCUUGAUAAAUGACAACCUGGCUUAAUUGUCUUGACCCACUUGAUGGAAAGCCUGAGUUGUGGUGGUUGCACUCACUAUGUUUUUAACAGUAAAGGUCAUGGAUGAGCUUUUUGGAUUUGUUUUGACAGUAUGAUUUCCAGUGCUCCCUAUACUGGUACAAACAUGCAUGUAUCAAUCUUACCAAUCUUUCCAAUCUUUCUGGAAAUGUGAAUCUUGGCCUAAGUUCAUUUUUAGUGGAGAUUGCAUUUUGUGAGACAGCAUAACCCCUGGACAAAGAUGCAAUACUUGCAUUCAACUAAUUUUA
Molecule: messenger RNA, 1828 nt
Organism: Meleagris gallopavo (turkey)
Lineage: Eukaryota; Metazoa; Chordata; Aves; Galliformes; Phasianidae
Product: homeobox protein CDX-1-like
Biological process (GO): embryo development; cell differentiation; regulation of transcription by RNA polymerase II
Cellular component (GO): nucleus
Molecular function (GO): RNA polymerase II transcription regulatory region sequence-specific DNA binding; DNA-binding transcription factor activity, RNA polymerase II-specific
Source: RefSeq, a predicted model, not a curated record